Molecule: messenger RNA, 3789 nt
Organism: Saccostrea cuccullata (small rock oyster)
Lineage: Eukaryota; Metazoa; Mollusca; Bivalvia; Ostreida; Ostreidae
Product: receptor-type tyrosine-protein phosphatase epsilon-like
Biological process (GO): protein dephosphorylation
Molecular function (GO): protein tyrosine phosphatase activity
Source: RefSeq, a predicted model, not a curated record
AUGCGAAGGCAGAAACUUGAAUUACUCAGCGAGAUCAAAGUGGAUUCAGGACAGUGCUUGAAUAUCAGUGGUCCUGGUCAGUCAACAGCUGAGUGGGGAGUAAAUUUAGGGAGUGUAGUCAGCAUCAGUCACAUUAACAUCUUCUACAGAACGGAUAAUACACCGAGUCCUGGUGCUUAUUAUGAUCGCUUUGCUGGAUUUUUUGUGUACGUUUCUAAUACCACAAGAAGGGAGGACGGCCAUCUUUGUUUCCAUGAGUUACAACAAGUGAACGGUACACCGACAGAGAACCAGACAAUUAGCUGUCCUGUACAUGGACGUUAUGUUAUAUACUACAACGAACGAGGAAGACAGGGUGUUACAUAUCCAAGUUACUAUUCUACAUAUGCAUAUAACGAACUAUGUGAAUUGGAAGUUAUUGGAUGUUCUAAUCCAACCUUCUAUGGAGUGAACUGUGAUCAGCAAUGUUCAGAGAACUGUCAGGAACGAAGAUGUAUCAUCACAACAGGAGAAUGUCUGGGUUGUAUACCGGGGUAUCAAGGACCAAAGUGUAAUCAAGUAUGUGACAAUCAGAGAUACGGUCUGGAGUGUUCCUUUCCAUGUGGUAACUGUAGUGACGGGGUGACCUGUUACCAUGUCAACGGCACGUGUCUGAACGGAUGUGACGUAGGAGUGGAGGGCGAUAAAUGUCAGACUGAGUGUCUACCUGGACGAUACGGUAAAGACUGCAGAGAAAGAUGUAGCGAGAAUUGCUUACGUCAAGACCAGUGUAACAGAUUUAACGGUGAAUGUUACGGCGGCUGUCAAAUCGGAUGGAAGCUUCCUAACUGCCAGAAGGAGUGUGAUGGAGGCCUGUACGGUGUAAACUGUAGUCAGAGCUGUGGUCAGUGUACGGGGGAUCAGCAGUGUCAUCACAUCAACGGCACGUGUCUGAAUGGUUGCUCUCCGGGAUACCUCGGGGAUCUCUGUAUAAAUACAUGUGACGACGGACGAUGGGGACAGAACUGUCUUCAAAACUGCAGUACAAACUGUGUCAAUGAAACGUGUGUACCUGAGACGGGAAGAUGCUAUCAAUCAAAGUUUCUGGGACAACCUGAUGACAAAUCUUCGUCAACACUUCCGGUCAUAGCUGGAAUUUUCUCUGCUCUCUUCAUUAUCAUCAUCACUAUUGUCAUUUUUCUUGUGAUAAAAAGAAUAAGAGCUGAAAAAGAUAGAAAACGGGGAUAUUCACAAAAAUCAGAUCAAAGGAAAAUGAUAAGGAAUAAAGCCUCUAACUCAAACAAUAUGGAAUUCACCAACAUAUAUGCAAACGUAGAAGAGGAAAGUGAAAAUAAACAGAAGCCACCUGUUCAAAAAGGCAAAAUAAAAACGAAUAAAUCAGACAAGAACAACGAUAAAAAUGACGAUAUCGACAUCGAUGAAAAAGUACACGAGGAAAAUCCUUAUGGAGACCUGUAUCUCAAUGAAGAAGAGCUCAUUCCUGACAUUGCCAUAGAUCGUCUGGAUACAGUUAUAAAGGAAAAACAGAGAGAGGACAAUGACGGCUUCAAGAGGGAGUAUGCUAAUAUUCACACCUUUUCUGUAUUCAAUUUAAAAAAUAAAAUAUUUUUCAGGGAAUUUGAUGAAAGAAAUUCAUAUAUAGCAUCUCAAAGUCCUAAACAGAGCACACUGACAGACUUCUGGGCAAUGAUAUGGCAGGAGAACGUGUCACAAAUCGUUAUGCUGACCAACCUCAAAGAAGGAAACAAGACUAAGUGUGUGCAAUAUUGGCCAGAACUGAACAAGGUUCUUUCCUCAGGGGAGUUUUCUAUAAGUAAUAAAGAAGAGAAGAUCUACGCAUUUUAUGUAAUCAGAAGAUUAAAAGUAACUCAUAAAAAUAAGACAAGUUUUGUAACUCAGUACCACUACACGGCCUGGCCGGAUCACGGCGUACCCGAACCGCUCUGCCUUGUAGUAUUCCAUGAUCACGUGACAAGGACAAGGAAUAAACAAAAUCAUUGUCCAGUAUUAGUUCACUGCAGUGCGGGGAUAGGUCGCACUGGGACAUACCUAGCUAUAGACGCCCUGUAUAAGACAGGUCAAACAGAGAGGAAAAUCAACAUCGCAGAGUACGUCAAGAGAAUGAGGGAAAACAGGAUGAAUAUGGUCCAAACUUACGAACAAUAUAUAACCAUAUUUCUGGCUCUCAAUCACAUGUUUAAGGCGUGUUCCUCUGUCCUUAAGAAAUCAGACUUUAUAAGGAAAGUGGAAUCAAUGACGAGUGAUAAACCAGCCAAUCAGAGUGAUCUUAGGAGAGAGUUUCAGUCUCUGCUGAAAGUCAGGCCCACCUAUACAGAAGAAGAUUAUAAACUUGCCAUUCAGGCAGGGCAUGGGAAAAGAUCGUCUAUUCUUCCACUUGAUAAGUACAGUUUAUUCCUGUCUUCAAAUGUACCGAAGCGUGGAGGUUUUAUAAACGCAGUUACACUUUCCUCAUAUGUGAACAAUAAAGCCUUCAUUGUGACGCACUAUCCUCCAGCAGGGGACGCUGUAGAUUUCCUGCGCCUGCUCACUGACCACGAAUCAGAUGUUGUCGUUUGUAUGGAUCCUUUACCUCAAGUAGAAUCGAGCAAAAAGUGGAUGCCAGGUACAGAUGAAUCUAAAAUUGUGGCCCCAUUUACCGUUCAUUGUCAAAAGAAGAGUUCAGAUAUCGAUGGUGUAAAGUGCUCUACUAUUCAAAUCUUUCAAGAAGAACAAAGUGAUGAAGCCUACACGGUUUCUGUUUCCGAACCUAAGUUCAGUUUGCUGUCAACGAAUCAUGGGACAUCACAUCUAGUAAAGCUUGUGUCCUUUGUAAUGGACAAUGAAACCCAGGGACCUAUUACUGUCAUCAGCAGUGAUGGCGCAGUCCUAUGUGGUGUAUUCUGUGCUGUUUACAACGUAAUACAACAGUUGUCUGUAGAUGGUGAGGUGGACAUUUUCUCUGCUGUACGACAGCUUCAGAUCAGACGUCCAGAGUUAUGUUCCUCUCUGGAGGAAUACAGAAUGAUCCAUACAGCUGUGUUGGAGUACAUCCGGUUACAACAGGACCAAACUGAAGAGAAUAUCUACUCUAAUGAGUGAAAAUGACCUUAAAGAGACAUUUGAGAGCAAAAUGUCGAUUAAUAAGAAGAAACUGUGCCCUUUUGUAUGGGUGUAAAAAUACUGGAUACUUUUCUUCCUAUUUAUAACUUUAUUUACGUUGAUCGAGAUAAAGGAGGUUGUUUAGAAAAUUAAACAUGAAAUAUGUUUUAAACAUUUUAAGAGAGAAUCAUACUAGUAUUUAAGUAAAGUUAUCUCAUAUGUAAUAAAGCAUAAUAAAUCUAAAGAAUUUUACUGAAGUUUAUGUAUUGGGUCACAGACCAAUUUAUAUCGCAGAUAUUUUUAUUUCAGGUCGAACUUAAUUAUCCUCUCUGGAAAUUUUUAUAGUAAAAAUUGAGGUCAUUAACUCCAAUUAUGUUAAACGGAAUGAAAUGUUUUCUUGUUAAAAACUUUUUUACGGACUUUCGCAUCAUAAGCUUCUCAAAUAAGUAAAUUACUGCUUAAAUCUUUGUGACAACCUUUUUAUGUAACAUAAUAUGCUCUUUGAUUAGCAUUAUAAAAUGUUUUUUAUUAGUGUUUAGUGCUUUAGGCAGUGUCAAACAACACAAGAUUUUAGUGAAUUAUUACACCAGCAAGUAUUCAUUUAUUGAUUUCAGUUGAGAGGAAAGCUCAUUUAAAAUUUUCUCAUUGGAGUUUUCAUUCCUGUUUGCAAUCAUCUGCCUGUUAACAUCU